AAAAAAAGCGAGUCUGUGGGAGGUUGCCGUGGUGUGGUGUUGUAGGCGAGCGUCCGAACAAAAUAAAUAAACUAAUCUAUGAAACUCAAGUGUUAAUAUCCCCCUUUUAAGUGUUCAGUGCCCCCAAGUGUAAAAUAACUGGUUUUUCUGUGAUUGCAACUGUCAUUUUGGAUUGAAAACAAAGAUCCUUCGCAGCGAACAAAAACAAGGACUUUAAUCUAAUCGAAAAGGAUUAUGGAGGGUAUCCGAUAACAGAAUUGUUUUCGCUUGAGAUCAUAUCAGUUGUGUUUCUGCAUCAUGGUGUUCAUCAGCGAUCGCCAAAAAAUCAACCUAGUGAACCUCCUGGUUACUUUCGGUGUUCUUUUCGUCGCCGUGGACAUCUCCUCGGGGAGUUUCGCCACUCGUAUCAACAAAAUUAGUGAGAAUUUAGACAAAGCCUUGUCGCAAGUGAUCCACCAAACGCCGGAUUAUACGAAUUUGACGGACGAUGCGACUUAUGUUAGCGAUGCCUAUUUUAACCCUCGAGGAAUGGAAGGGUUGUAUAACUUCACCAAUGCGUUCAUGGAGUUAAUUUUUUCCAAGGAGAUUUAUCCGGAAGGUUUUAUACGAAUUGAAAAUAAUCAAAUUCUAAUCGGAGACAUUGAAAAGGAAUGGAAGAGUCUUUUGACGAAAUAUGUGGGACUUUUAGUUAUGGUUAUCAUUCUGGCAUUGAUAAUCGUAUUUAUGCCCUUCUGUGGAUUGUGUUUCUGCUGCUGUAGAUGUUGCGGCAAGUGUGGGGCGAGGUCUCAACCAUUUGAUAAGAAACACGAUUUUUGCAAGAAAUUUAUACUCGCGACGGUACUCAUCGGCUUGGGGACCUGUCUCCUAUUUGGGGUUGUUUGUGCAUUUGUUAGUAAUCAGCAAAUGGAGGAAGGAAUCGGCGAUUUACCUCAAAAUUUACGAAAAGGAGUCACAGAUGUUGACACUUAUCUCGAUACAACCAAAAAACAAAUUGAGACACUUUUGAAAAAAAAUUAUGGCGAGUUUGAAUCAGUCUUAACUAAAAUGAUUGAUAAUAGUACAGCGGCAGUUUAUGGCGAAUUGGUGAAUUACUCAAAUGCGAUUUCAAUGACUGAGGUUGCAAAUAUUGUUGAAGCACUUCCUGCAAUUGAGGAGAAAUUUAUAACGUUGAAGUAUUCGACGAAUACGUUACGUGUCUAUGCUUCACAGUUAAAUGACGCUGUCAGAAAAGUUAAAAAAGACAUGUUAAGCAUUUUACAAUUGCCUGGUUGCGAACACGUCUCGAAAUGUAGCGAAAUCAGUCGAAAUAUUAGCUCACUCCAAACAAACAUCCAUUUUAAUAACCUCCCUGAUAUCACGGAUAAAAUCGCUAAAUUGGACGAAAUCACCAAAAACCAAACCCUCAUCGAGGCCGUCAGAAAGGGCAAAAAUGCCCUCGAAGACAUCAAAGUCAAAAUCGGGGACAAAGUCAACGCUACAUUGGACAAAGCUCAUGAGAAAAUCAACGAAGCCGGUGUUCAAAUCCGUCACGGUGCCGAUAAUGUCACUCAGGUCAUUACCGACCUUAAGGCAAAAAUCGACAGUAAUACAAAUCCGGUGCUAGACACCUCUGAACGCUACAUAAAACAGUACAGUUUUUAUCGAUAUUAUGCCGCACUAGUAAUCAGUUGUUUGUUACUUUUGAUAACAAUUUUCAUCACUUUGGGAUUAGUUUGUGGGAUUUGUGGGAAACGGCCCGAGGGAUACGGAGAUGAUUGCUGUAAUAAAGGCGCCGGAAGUCAGUUUUUAAUUUGUGGUGUGUUGUUCAUGUUUCUGGCGGGAUUUGUGAUCGCUAUUGUUGUUCUCGCGUUGUUUAUGGUCGGGGUUGUGACACAGAGGGUGGUUUGUGAUCCGAUGAGAGAUCCUGCGAAUUCCCAAAUUUUUGAUUUGAUCGAUAGUUUGAAUUUUUCCGAUUAUGGGAUUAAUAUUACUGUAAGUGAAGCGUUAGAGAAGUGCUACCAGAAUAAGAGUAUCUACGAGGUUGCAAAUUUAGCCGAUAAAUUUAAUUUAGCUGAAGUUAAGAAUUAUUUGAAUUCGUUUGGGAUUAACCAGACUUUGGCCGGGUUGGAUAUAGGAUCGCUCGAUCUUCUUAAUGAUUUUAAACUUUUGAGUGACGAUGAUAAAAAGUUGUUAGAGUCGUUUGCUGAUUCCGGAUUUGCUGAAAUUAAUUUCGACGAAUUUAAAGAUUUAUUGAGUACGAAUUUCACAACGGUGAAUUUGACCGAUUUGGCUAAUGAAGUGGGUGAUUUAAUAAAACAACUGGAACCGAAGCCGGAAGCUGCGGAUUUAGUCGAAGGAUUGCAAGUCAGUAAGAUGAACAUUGAGAUGUAUGAAGAGAAAAUUGUCGAACCGAUGAUCAAAAAUGCUUCUGCUGUGAUCGAUCUUGCAAAGGUUAUAGAAAAAGAUCUCAGACUUAAUCAUAGUUCGUUUAGUGACGCUAUGAGGGCUUUGUUAGACGAGUUGACACAAGCCGAAAAUACUCUAAUAUAUAAUGGAACUGAUUUUUUGAACACGACUGUCAUCGAAUUCACCACUGGGAUUGUCAAUCUAGUCCAAACUUACAUCGAUAGAGUGGUCACUAAAACCGAGACCGAAGUUGGUCAAUGUGGACCUUUAAGUAUGGUCAUACACGCUACGAUGACGUCAACUUGUGACAAAAUCCUUACACCUUGGAACGGUUACUGGUUUGGUCUCUUCUGGUCCCUGGUUUUAUUCAUUCCGACGAUUAUAGUUUCAGUCAAGUUGGCCACACUGUACCAGAAACACAGUCCGUAUUCGAGAGAUCUAGUCGAAGCCGAAUAUUUGUAUGAUGCGUAUGUCGAUCGGGACAACAUACCUUUGAAUAGCAGGAACGGCAAGGCGAAAAAGAAGAACAAAAAGCACAAGCGUUACGAAGACCGACCUAUUCCUUCGGCCGGGGGUGACAUGGUGGUUCGCGAAUACGCCGCUGGUUCCAACCCGGACGCCCGAUAUGCCGAUAUGGCACCCAAGCAAUGGGAGGAUUUUCCAGCUGGGGGGCCUCCGCAGUACCAGAGGGCUCCCACUGAGUAUGAGAGACCGCCGCCGUAUUACUACCCAGGCGCUGGGGAAAACGCUCAGUAGACUGACUCGAGAUUGGAGAAACUGCACAGACUGACUCAGCAUUUUAUCUCAUCAUCGUUUAUUUUCUCAUUCCCGUGAAGAGAUGACGAUCAAACAAACUUUGUGAUUGUAUAUAACAGGGAGCAACUGUUUUUAUUUUAUAAUUGUGAUAUUUGUGACUGCCAAAGUUGAAAAAUUCGUUGCGAGUUGUGAGUACAAUCAUGAAGUAGGGUCUUGUUGUGUUUAGCACAAUUUUGCUCAAGUUUUGCCCUAGUGUGAAGCUCAGUGUGGUCUGAAAGGUGUACAUAGAUAUUUUCAUAAUCGAUGUGUUAUUGUUAUCUCAAUUUUUCGAUAGUUCUAAUUGUAAUUAAUUCGCUUCAUAGGGCACGAUCUAAUCGAUUCCAAAGUACUACACUUAACUGUUGUGCUCAUUGUUUCUAUAAUAUACCAACUGUAGCCAAUUUUUGCCAUAUUCUUACUUGUACAUGUAUUUAUAUAUUAGCAUGUUAAUAAUAAUUCCAAUGUUUAUAAAAUA
Tribolium madens (black flour beetle) is the source of this 3655-nucleotide messenger RNA. RefSeq names its product prominin-like protein. The coding region runs from base 298 to 3141 and encodes 947 amino acids. The transcript is spliced from 13 exons. NCBI's taxonomy places the organism in Eukaryota, Metazoa, Arthropoda, Insecta, Coleoptera, Tenebrionidae. Gene Ontology annotation, cellular component: membrane. The record is from RefSeq and is a predicted model, not a curated record.